AUGACUCCGCAACCAAUUGAAAUUCCCGGCAGAUUCGGAUUCGGUACCAUGUCAAUGACAUGGACAUCGCAACCACCACCAAUUCAACAAUCCAUCGACACUUUAAAAUACGUUACUUCUCAUCAGGAAUACGGCGUUAAACUUCUCAAUGGAGGCGAAUUUUAUGGGCCCAAUGAUGCUAAUUUGAAACUAUUGCAACAAUUUUUAUCCACCAAUGAUGCCACCAUUAAUGAAUCUUUGAUAAUUUCCAUCAAGGGUGGAAUAGACAUGACUAUUUUAAAGCCUAAUGGGAGUAAAGAAUACAUCAGUAAAUCAAUUGAAAAUGUUGCUUCAUAUUUCCCCAAAAAAGGUAAUGCUCGGGGACCUAAGUUGAUUUUCGAAGCCGCUAGAGUUGACCCUCAAGUUCCUUAUGAAGAUACCAUCAGCUAUAUCAAACAAUACGUGGACAAUGGAACCAUCGAUGGGAUUUCAUUAUCCGAAGUUGGGAUCAAGUCCAUUGAGAAGGCAACAUCAAUAGCACCAAUAUCCUGUGUUGAAUUGGAACUUUCAUUAUUUUCGCAAGAUUUGAUCGACAAUGGCAUAUUAUCAUUUCUUUCCAACAAGCAAAUCCCCAUUAUUGCAUAUUCACCAUUAUGCAGAGGGAUCUUGACCGAUUAUUGUGUUGAACACGCCGAUAGUUUUCUUUCAGAAAUCCCUGAGGGCCAUUUCAAACAUUCAUUGGAUAAAUUCCAACCCGACAACUUCGCUCAUAAUUUAGUCGCCUUGAAGAAACUUUAUGCCUUUGCCCAUGAUGUGAAACAUACAAGUUUAGAGAGUUUGGCUCUUUCUUGGAUUUUGAAAAUUUCAGGACACCACAGUUAUAAAGGAAUUGAUAAAGUUACGAGAAUUUUACCUAUUCCUUCGGGGUCGACUAUUAAACGAGUUGAGUUGAACUUUGGUAAUUUUAUUGAAUUGACUGAUGAUGAUUUGACGACAAUUGAUACGAUUUUGAAGGAGAACCCGGUCAAGGGGUUGAGAUAUAAUGCUCAGAGUGAAGGUUCAUUGUUUCAAUAG
Lodderomyces margitis is the source of this 1053-nucleotide messenger RNA. RefSeq names its product pyridoxine 4-dehydrogenase. The transcript has a single exon. The record is from RefSeq and is a predicted model, not a curated record. Bases 1 to 1053 code for a protein of 350 amino acids. NCBI's taxonomy places the organism in Eukaryota, Fungi, Ascomycota, Pichiomycetes, Serinales, Debaryomycetaceae. Gene Ontology annotation, cellular component: cytoplasm.